AUGUCAGCUGUUGAAGAAUUUGGUUCCAUUUUGAAAGAAUUGGCUACUCUUAAAGCACCAGGGGUUUCAGGUUCUCGUAUUAAAAAAUUGACUGAUCUUGCGGUAAAAAAUGUUAGCGAAGAAUCUCAGUUGAUUACUAUAUUAUACUCUAAUUGUAAAGCAACACCAUCUUCAAAUAAAUUAGGUACUUUGUAUGUUGUGGAUUCCAUUGUUAGAAUUUAUAUGGAUGAAGCUAGAAAACAAGGUCAAGAAAUUAGUUCACAAUCUCCUGAUGGUACUUUUGCCGCUGGAGUUUAUAAAAUUAGUGAAUUGAUAGAAUCUUUAGUUGAUGAUGCUUUAGAAUUACUGAUUAGUAAGUCUUCUAAUAUCAAAAUUGGUAAAUUAGUUGAUAUCUGGGAAAGAGCCGACACUUUUAAACCAGAAAUCCUUAAAUCAAUUAGAUCAAAACAUUUUGUUUCAACUACUCCUCCUGGUACUCCUCCAAAAUCCCUGGCUGAAUUAAAUCAACCAGUAUCUAGUAAUGAUAAUUCUAAACCGUUAUCUCCACCAUCUAAUUCAAAUGGUAGUAAUAAUGACUCUGGUAGUAUUUUACUGGCUCUUGCUUCAUUGGCUAAACAAUCAAACUCAAACAGUAACACUCCUCAACCAGCUCCUGCUAAACCUGUCGAACAAGAUAAUGCUGCUAAUAAUAUCUUAUCUCAAUUAUCAGCUUUAGCUGGUAGUAAUAAUGUAGCACAAUCAAAUCAACUGCCUCCAAUUCAGCAACAACCUCCUUCUGCUUCGGCUCCUGCUCCAGCCCAACAACCAAAUGAACAAUAUAUUUUUAACAUGUUACAACAAAUGCAAAAUGGUGGUAUGCCUCCUCAAAACCAACCAGGUUUUAAUCAACAACAACAGUUUCCUCCUCAAAGACAAUUUGGUUCCAAUGGUUUCCAAAAUGAUAAACGCGGACGUGAUAAUACUGGUGGUGCUUACUCAAGAAGAAACAGAUCUAGAUCUCCUUCUCGUUUUGGUCAAGCCAACAAUCCUAAUAAUAUGUCCCUUGGUGGUAAUGCUAAUGGUAGAAGACCAAGAUCUCCUCCUAGACAACAACAACCACUUCAACAACAACAACCUCAAGGUUUUGUUCCUCCAACUGCUAUGGGUGGUGAAAUGAAUAUCCCUGGUACCCCUCAUUACCGUCCACGUAAUGUUGGUUUUGACCAAUCUUUACCUCAAGGUUCUUUUAAAGUUUUAUCAAGAACCUUAUUCAUUGGUGGUGUUCCAAGAGGUAUGGAUGAAAAAGAAUUGGCUUCGGUUUUAAGACCUUAUGCUGAAGUUCAAUCAGUUAUUUUGAAUAGUGAAAGAAAACAUGCUUUUGUUAAAGUUUAUUCAAGAAGAGAAGCCGAACAAGUUAUCACUUCUUUUAACAAAGAUAAUUCUUUACCUUUAAGAACUCGUUGGGGGGUUGGUUUUGGUCCAAGAGAUUGUUGUAAUUAUCAACAUGGUAUUUCUAUUAUUCCAAUCUCCAGAUUAACUGAUGCUGACAGAACCUGGGUGGUUCAAGCUCAAUGGGGUGGUACUGGUGGUCAACCAUUAUCAAGUGGUAUGGUUAUUGAUGAACCGGAUAUCGAAAUUGGUGCUGGUAUUUCUUCAAAAGCUAUGUCUAAGAAAAUGCCAACUAACUCUGCUAGAAAUGGUCCAAAAUCAAAUAGACCUGGUGAACCUGAUGAAGAAUAUGUUAAAACUACAUUAAUUCCUCAACAAUCAACCAUGUCUCAUGGUGCUCAACCAGAUUUUGCAGUUUUCAGUCAAUCUUCAGUUAAUCCAUUAAGUGGAUUAUUCUCAAACUCGAAUGAUAGUCCUGCCGCUGCUUUCAAUCAAUUUCAACAAAGUGCACAAUCUCCACCAGCUGGAUUUCCUCCAAAUGGUGCUCCAGGAAAUCCAAACUUGAGUGCCCAAUUGGCUAGCUUUUUCCAAAAUGGUGGUCAACAAUAA
Hyphopichia burtonii NRRL Y-1933 is the source of this 1977-nucleotide messenger RNA. RefSeq names its product Nrd1 complex RNA-binding subunit. The transcript has a single exon. The record is from RefSeq and is a predicted model, not a curated record. Gene Ontology annotation, molecular function: RNA binding. Lineage: Eukaryota; Fungi; Ascomycota; Pichiomycetes; Serinales; Debaryomycetaceae. The coding region runs from base 1 to 1977 and encodes 658 amino acids.